AUGGCGUCGACUUGCACAGAAAGGUCUCCAGAGCGCCGGACCAUGCGGAGGUCGCGAUUUGGCUGCCGGAAUUGCAAGCUCCGAAAGCUCAAGUGCGAUGAAGGGAAACCACAGUGCAAGAGAUGUCGUUCAUUUGGGAUCUUAUGCAAUUUCCAGCCGAAUGUUCCUGAUCUGCAGCCCGUCGCCGAUGACUCAGUCCGGUCAUACCCAUCGCGAUGCCGAUGGACCCAGGUCGGUCGAGAAAGAACAGAACUUCCACCUCCACCUCCUCUCACCGGUGCGGUGUGGACAUGUGACGCAUCAACAUUCUAUCAGUUGAGCGCAAAGUGUCAAGACUUCAUCACCCGGUACCUAGGCCGAAGUCUCAUUACCCCCGACGACCCCAAUAUGAUCCAAGUCAACCGCAAGCUCUUGACACUGGCCUUCUCGCACCCUUUCUUGAUGCACGCCUCACUAGCAGUGGCGCUUGCGUAUGACCGCCAUCUGAACAGCCGGUCAUCGUCACGGCCAGGCUGUCGUCGCACCCGAGAAGAGUGCUACCACUGCUACCAAAGCACAGUUCUCUUUAACAGACGGUUAAGGGAGCCGAUCGAGACGAAAGACAAGGAUCCAAUCUGGGCCACGGCCGCAGCUCUAGCCGUCUUGACCUUUGCGAACCCAGAUUCCGACACACCGGAAGAAUCGUGGCCUCUCAAGCCCUCGGACCCCUCCUCCUCCUCCUUCUCAGCGGAACGGGAUCGGGAUCGCGAUCUGGAAUGGUUACGCAUGAGCGAGGGUAAAAUGUCCCUAUGGCGCGUCGCCGACCCGCUCCGACCGGACAGUCUUUUCCGCGUGCUAGCGCCGACCUUUGCUCGAAUGCACUCGCCGCUGCCGGAGCAAGGCAUCGACGGCAUCCCAACGGGCUUGGCCAUCGCCUGCCGUCUGGACCACUCCUCUACGGCAGAAGACAAUCCGUAUUUCCACGCUGCCCAUGCCGUCUCCCAGAUCCUGCAUCUGCCGGACAGCCAGGUCACCACGGGUCACAGCGAACUCUUCACGCGCACCAUCCGCGGGCCUUUCAGAUCCUUGCUGCUGGACAAAGACCCCGUCGCUCUGUUGUUGCUGUACCUGUGGUAUCGCAAAGCUGGUCGCGCUAUCUGGUGGAUCGCAGCGAGGGCCAGAGUCGAGUGUCCCGCCAUCUGCUCCUUCCUGCGGCUAUACCAUCGAGGGUGUCACGCUGUACAUGCUUUCCUCCCAGGAGUUCGUCUCGCUGAUGGCCAUUAG
Molecule: messenger RNA, 1263 nt
Organism: Capronia epimyces CBS 606.96
Lineage: Eukaryota; Fungi; Ascomycota; Eurotiomycetes; Chaetothyriales; Herpotrichiellaceae
Exons: 3
Coding region: 1-1263 (420 amino acids)
Biological process (GO): regulation of transcription by RNA polymerase II
Molecular function (GO): zinc ion binding; DNA-binding transcription factor activity, RNA polymerase II-specific
Source: RefSeq, a predicted model, not a curated record